ACAAGGUACUCUGAUUGGUCCCAGGUAGACUCGGUUCACCUUUCAUUAGUUGGCUCGUCUUUAAAGUAGCUGGCCCACAUAUCAACCCUCGUAGUAAUCCUCAACACGCUUCAGCGUCCGUGUCGACCGCUAAGACCAUACGGGUAUAUACAGAUACGAGCACAAUUGCCUAAGUCAUCGUUUCAGCUCUCGUUCUUCGAAUUUUUGAACUCGCGCUCGUUGGAUUUUCCUUUAUUUUCUAGUUCGAUCCAACACGGAACCGGUCAAUGGUUGGCACAAUAUGGCUGAGGAAAAGCUGUGGUCGUAGAGAAGCACGAAAUGAGUCCAACAGAAAUUAAAUCCAUUUGUAGCCCUUUUGGAAAACCCUGGAACGGCGUGAACGUGAAGUUUUCGUUGCAUCUUUCUCAAACUCUGUGUCCUCAUCUUUGAGCAAAUCGUACUUCCCCUUCAACUUUUACAGUCGCAAACAAACAAACAUUUAUACCUUAUUGAAAAAGUAGCAAAGAUCGUAUCAAGACCAAAGAUAAAGCCGAAGAAAGAGAACGAAGCAAGAGGGAACAAGCGACAAAGAAGUGUUCUUCAUCAGUUCUAAGAAGUUUCCAACACGAGGGAGAAACGAAUAGGCAGUGAUAUACCUUGAAAACGUCAUUACACGAAAACUACCCAGAAAACGCGUAGUUAAAGGUUAUUUUGUUCCGAACGGAAGAGAAAAAGUGGAAGAAAAACGAGCCAAAAUGAGCACAAUUAGCAGCAUCCAGUCUACAUCCGUGAAGGACUUCUACAGGGACAGGUCUAUCUUCGUCACCGGCGGUACUGGCUUCAUGGGUAAAGUCCUCGUCGAGAAGCUACUCAGAUCUUGUCCAGAAAUAAGAAACAUUUAUGUUCUGAUAAGACCCAAAAAAGGUCAGGAUGUCCAGGAAAGGUUGCGGGAACUAUUGAAUGGGCCGCUGUUCGAGAAGUUACGGCGAGACGCUCCGAACGAGCUCUCAAAGAUAGUUCCCGUGGCUGGGGAUGUGACGGAACACGAACUAGGCAUCUCAGAGUCCGAUCAGAAUACUCUAAUAAAAAAUGUGUCGAUCGUCUUUCAUUCCGCCGCCACUGUGAAAUUUGACGAAGCACUAAAGCUUUCGGUCACUAUCAACAUGGUUGGCACUAAACAGUUGUUGAAUUUGUGCCAUCGUAUGCACAAUUUAGAGGCGCUGAUCCACGUUUCAACGGCAUAUUGCAAUUGUGAUCGUAAAGACGUUGCUGAAGAGAUAUACCCUCUGUCGGCGGAACCAGAACAUAUAAUCACUUUAACAAAGUCCAUGGAUGCCAAGGUGGUUGAUGAUAUAACACCGGCUUUAAUUGGCAAACGUCCGAAUACCUAUACUUUUACCAAAGCCCUAACGGAAAGAUUGUUGCAAUCAGAAGCUGGUUAUUUACCAGUUGCAAUCGUGAGACCCUCUAUUGUCUUGUCAUCGUUUAAAGAACCAGUAGCUGGAUGGGUGGACAAUUGGAACGGGCCGACUGGAAUUAUUAUUGCAGCUGGAAAAGGUUUCUUCAGAUCUAUGUUGUGUUAUAAAGACAUGAUAGCAGACUUAGUGCCGGUCGAUAUAGUAAUUAACUUGAUGAUAUGCGCGGCAUGGAGGACUGCGACGAAUCGUCCAAAGACGAUUCCGGUAUACAAUUGUUGUACCGGUCAACAGAACCCGAUUACCUGGAAGCAAUUUGUUGAGCUCACGUUCAAAUACUCUCGAAAGCACCCAUCGAACAGUGUGAUGUGGUAUCCGGAUGGCAUAUGCCACAACUCCAUUUUUUUGAACAAAGUGUGCAUAAUCUUCCAGCACAUACUACCGGCGCACAUUUUAGACUUCAUUUUUCGACUGAAGGGCAAACCGACCUUUAUGGUCGGCGUACAAACAAAGCUCCGUAAAGCUGCCGAGUGCUUGGAGUAUUUUAGUACGCAACAAUGGAACUUCAGAGAUGACAAUGUUCGACAAUUAGGUGAACAGCUCUCUCCCGAAGACCGACAGACUUUUAUGUUCGAUGUCAGACAGAUUGACUGGCCAGCGUAUUUGGAACAUUACAUAUUGGGAAUUCGGCAUUUCAUUUUAAAGGACAAUCCGAACACACUACCAGCUGCUCGUUUAUAUCUUAGGAAGUUAUAUUGGCUUCACAGAGCUAUACAGUUCGGAGUGCUAUUAGUAGUGCUACGUUUUUUGUUUUUGCGUAGUUCCAUGACCCGGACUGCAUGUUUUUCACUGCUGUCUAUCGUGUUACGUAUGUGCCGUAUGAUUGUUUGACGGCUCAGAAUGCUGACUGAAGAUCGCGAAAAGCGUCAUAAGAAGCAACAGCUAAUUAUAAAGAAGCAUAAUUUAAUAGUGCGGGUUGUUCUUCGACUUCAUUGCUCGCCAUUCCCAACGAUCACUCGCUAUGUUCAAAUAUCCCGUCAGUUGGCCUUUUCAAUGUUUCUAUUUGUUUAUAACUAAAUUAGCAUUUGCUAGAGGUAUUCAAUUCUGCAGGGAGUGUCAGUUACAAAACAUGUUCAAAAAGCACGCAAAUGAUGAGGCAGAAAGAAAGAAAAAUGUGUAUUUCAAGCUUCCGAAGUUAUCACAUAUAAAGAUCACUUUGUUAUAUUCCCAAAAAUUAACAGGAUGGGCAAAAUCCCUUUAAGUAACUACGUCGUCUUCUUGUUCAAUAAUAUCAGCAAAAAUGCAGCAACGAAAGUUCAGACAUUUACAACCAUAUGUUUAUUGUGGAUAUAUUCCAUUGUCAUUGUAAUCGUGUGUUUUUCAAUGUCGCCUUAAAAGGGCGUUUCGUUCUUGAGCAUCGAUUUUUCGCAUAUCGUCGAUUUGUAAUGACGCGACAUUAGAAGUAUUCGAUCGAGUUCGUUGUUAAAAGACCUAAACCUUGAUACUUUGUUUCGGUCUGUUACAUUGCACGGUAAUUAUCGUGUAACGCGGUUUAAAAUCAUACGACGCGUGAACUCCGUGAGCCGGCAACUCGAAUACCGAUCGAAAUUAUUCAAUAUUUGCCAUAGAACCUUGUGAUUUGAUUGAUAUUUAAGUAUGUUCUCUUUUCUCACACCAUUUUAGCUUAAUGAUCAAAAAGUAACAACAAAAAGAGAUAGAAUAACAUUUUACAAAUUAUUUAAGAGAAAUUAUUUGUUAUUCAUAUUUUUACAUUUUUAACGAUAAUCCCUACUGUGUUCAAUAUGUCUUUUUAUCAAUUGACCUACAAUUUAAGUAAUCAACUUAAUCUUCCAAUAAAUUUUCGUGAGUUUUUAAUUAAUUAGCAAGGUUUUAUCGUGUAUUCCGUUAUUUAGGGAUCACGUUCGCUACUUUAUUUCGCCCAAAAACAGUAAAAACUGCGAGAAAAGGACGAGAAAAGAACAAACAAUUUUCAAAUUAAUCGUAGAAAA
Messenger RNA from Eufriesea mexicana, 3403 nucleotides. RefSeq names its product fatty acyl-CoA reductase 1 (gene FAR1). The coding region runs from base 735 to 2285 and encodes 516 amino acids. Gene Ontology annotation, cellular component: peroxisome. The transcript has 8 exons. Gene Ontology annotation, biological process: long-chain fatty-acyl-CoA metabolic process. Gene Ontology annotation, molecular function: alcohol-forming very long-chain fatty acyl-CoA reductase (NADP+) activity. NCBI's taxonomy places the organism in Eukaryota, Metazoa, Arthropoda, Insecta, Hymenoptera, Apidae. The record is from RefSeq and is a predicted model, not a curated record.